CGCUUUCGCUUUAUGUGUUCACCAGUUGUGUAAACGUGGUUAUAUAACGCAGAAAGUUUGCCUCAGCCACAUUUGAGCUUUUCGGGACUUUUUCAAGUUAAGUCUUUUCAGUCUUCAGAUUUACAUUUACUACCAGAACCUGUACCGUUAGACCUUUAACAUUUGGCCAUGGAAUUUCUGAAGUCAUACAAGGAGGACCUGUGCAAGUGGUUAUCGACGAUGGAUGCUGAGUUUAUCAUUGACAAGUGUGACGAUCUCCUAACAGCUAAACAGGAUAAGGCUAUUCGCAAUCAAAAAACGGACCCAGGGAAGAUCAGUCUUCUUUUGGAGACAUUCAUUGAAAUGGAAGAAAGUACAUGUCAGGACUUCCUUAAGAUUCUGAAGGACGAGCAGACACAUUAUCCAGGCCUUCAACAACAUUUCAGCAAGAGCACACAAGCUUCAUCCAGCCCAAAGGUGUAUGCGGAUUGCAACAGCACUGUUGAUACCAGGAAAGUCACCAAUGUCCGCGGUAUUAAAGACUUAGACAUGCAUGUAACCGUUCAAGCAGGAUCGGGGAAUCGAUCUGGAAUGAACGUCAGCCAACCACCCCCACAUGCAGAAGUGGUUGCAACAAAACACAGCCAUAUAUUUGCAUCAGAGAUAUCGAACUGUACAAUCGAUGGCAACCUCAAUAUGUCUGUGAUGCAGGUCCCAGCCCCCCAGGCCUCACAGUGUCCAGUGCCACCACAGCAAACAGAAGAUGUGUCCUCUUCUCAGGGCCCUGCCAUGAAAAUGAUCAUUGAGAAUAAGGUGAAACUCAUCGACUGGCUCCGAGCAGAUUCAGGCUUCCUUCUUCAACAUGUGCACUCCAAACGUAUUGUUACCGAUAGAGAGUAUCAAGAGCUGAAGAGCCUCUCAGUACCAGAGGCUGCUGUGACCGACCUGAUUGACAAGAUCAUUCUCAAAAAGGAAGAGACAUGCUCUCAGUUUCUUGAUACUCUCAAAGAAAGUGAGGUGAAUGACACCUAUCCCGAACUUAAGAAGUGGAUUACCACCAUAUUCUGACUAGGACCAUCACAGCCCAAGAACAUGACAUAUUCUCCAUCGAUCUCUUCAAUUUCAGACAAACGUGGAUUUUUGAAAAGAAACCGCACAGCUCUGGUUAGCCAGGUGAAAAACGUGAAGGCCAUUGUCGAUGAUCUGCAGAGUGGAGGUUGUCAUGAUGAAAUGGCUGCCAUCGUGAAUGCCCAGUUGACACCACAAGAAAUGAUGAGGAAGCUCCUGGAUAGCGCGACCAGCACCGGGGCUGCUAACGCCCUGAUUCAAGCCCUUUUAACUCAUCAGAAGGAUGUCAUGGAUGACCUGAUUGCUGAAAAUGCUUGAAGAGGUCAAUUGGUUCUUCAUUUUAAUUUAUCUAUUUUUUUAACCUUUUUUCUAUCACUUUCUUAUUCAUCUUAGCCACCAGCCUGGUCUCAUAAACUAGUAAACUUACAUCUGGGACACUCAGAAUAGUAUAAUAUGCUACAGUACAUUUGGUACUGUAUGUUUACAUUAAAUGAAUGUAGAGUGGUUGGUUAGGGUGGAUGAGUAUGAUGCAACCUGUCAACUACUUACUACAUUGAACCUACUUAGCAUGUUAGCUAACCCUUCCCCUAACUCUUAACCCUAAUCUUAACUCCUAACACUAACCCUAGCUAACAUUAGCCACAACAAAUUGGAAUUCAUAACAUAUCAUACGUUCUGCAAAUUGGUAACAUAUAUUACAAAUUGAAAUUCAUAACUUAAAUAUCAUACAAAUUGUAAUUUGUAACAUAUCAUAGGAAAUGGAUGAUGGACAUCCACAAAUUAAUACAUUCCAUACGAAAGGUAACAUACCAUACGAAUUGGCUGUCCCAGAUAUAUAUUUACUCUGUUACGUCUACCCCUGAGUCCAGGCUGUUGCCACGUGUAAUUAUUGGUGGUGGUGCUAUUUUUUAUUGACAAAACCGGGACAAUAUAAUAUUUUAAGGGGAAACAUUUCUAUAAAAAAUGCAAGACAAUAUAUUUUGAUUAUGUUGACUAUGGUUCUUUACAUUCCAAAUAUAAAAUGUAACGGUGCAGUUUGAAGAUUUACCGCCACAUUACCUUUAAAUGAAAUGUUGUUGAACUACUUACGUUGUCAACCACCAAGAAAGAGAGGUCCAAUAAAUUAGACUGAAAUAAACAUC
Molecule: messenger RNA, 2189 nt
Organism: Oncorhynchus tshawytscha (Chinook salmon)
Lineage: Eukaryota; Metazoa; Chordata; Actinopteri; Salmoniformes; Salmonidae
Exons: 8
Coding region: 169-1047 (292 amino acids)
Biological process (GO): regulation of apoptotic process
Source: RefSeq, a predicted model, not a curated record